AUGAUCACAUCUUGCGUACUUCUUGUUGAUGUUUCACCUUUAUCGAAGAUUGACACUACAGCCAAUCCAUGUGAGGAUUUCUACAAAUACACUUGUGGAAAAUUAGAAGGAGAUAUGAGCUUCAGCAACUCUGAGUAUGAGAAUAGAAAGAAUAUGAUCGAACAAUUGCAUAAUAAGGACUACAUAGAUAGGGCGCCAAUUCCUGUCAAAAUGAUGGCGAACUACUACGAGAAAUGCGUGUCUGCUAGACUGAAAUGGGAUGAUUUAACAAGAGAUGCUCAAAUACCAAUGAAGGCUAUCAAUCGCCUAGCAGAAGGAAAUCCAAGUCAUAAGGACGAGACCCAAUUCCGUUUCUAUAUGCUCUAUCAAGACGCACAGGAAAGCAGGUUUCCGUCACCUAACGGACUUGCAUUCUUAUUAGGAAACCCUAUUGGUAUGGACAGCGUGAGCAGUAUUGUACCGGCGUAUAUCGACACAAACUGGAAAGAUCCUCAUGACAAGGAUGGAAACGCAUUGUUCAUUGACCAGCCUAGUACCAUUAUACCUUACAAAUAUCAUGUGAAAGCGUGGAACUCAGCCAAACAAAGGUAACA
Molecule: messenger RNA, 593 nt
Organism: Strongylus vulgaris
Lineage: Eukaryota; Metazoa; Nematoda; Chromadorea; Rhabditida; Strongylidae
Source: the annotation of a GenBank genome assembly